GCCUAGCUAAUCCCAGUCCUCUAUGCCGAGUGAAGCACUUGAUCAAAAUGGUGGAGCUUGGCGCUGGCGGCUUCGAUCCAGUUACGUUUUUCAAGCGUCCUCAAGUAAUCCUUCGGCUGAUUUGCCUCCUUUUCGCCAUAGUUGUCUUUGGAUGCAUCUCAGCUGGAAGUUACGACCCUAACGGCACCUGCCUCUUCAACGGGAAAGGCGGGGCCUGUCAUUAUGGCGUCGGCAUUGGUGUUAUUGCUUUUCUUGGGUGCAUUGUGUUCAUUGCCAUUGAUUCUCAAUUUGAGACCUUUAACACACCUGAUACCAAGAAGCAUGUGUUGAUAGCAGAUUUGGGGUUCUCUGGUCUUUGGGCAUUCCUCUGGUUUGUCUGCUUUUGUUACCUGGCGGACAUGUGGAGAAAGACACAAGGCAGCUUUUCUACCACCCAAACAAACAACUGCCAGGCAGCUAUCGCAUUUUCCUUCUUUUCCGUCAUAACUUGGGUUGGCUUGUCAGUGAUGGCACUCUCCAGGCUGCGUCAACACAUCCAAGAAGCUGCUUAUGGAGAUGGGCUGUCUGGGGAUAACAACCCCUAUGCCCCCUUCCCACCUAACAACUCAGAACCUGUGGAUCCCUACCAAUCACGACCAUUCUCUGAAGAGACGCAAGAUGAGACAGCUGGCUCGGAUUUUAAAGCACCUUCUUAUUAGGGGCAUUGAAGUGGGGUUAACCGUUUGAAGUAAGCUAUAUGGACUUUUUAUUAAAGGUUUCUUGUAGUUUAGUUGUUAAACUAGGUUUUUUCCAUGGAAUUGUUUCAAGUAAUGAUAAAGUGAAGCAGUGUUCAGAAUUUGAUAAAAAGAAACCAAAACAGACUCACAUAAACUAAAUACUUGUUUUUGUUAUUAUAAGGUUGUGCAGUGAUCGUUAAUGAAUGCAGCAUUGUGAAAACGCUAGUGAAAUAUCACUCACUGAUUCAAAUAUUUUGUUUUAUAAAUGGGUGUCACCUGGACAUAACAAAAUUCGUUCUGCAUUUUCGCACUUAAGUUAUUAGCACAAAAAUAUUGGUGCAUUUAGUGAGGCCAUUCUUACUAACCAGUACUAUCAUAUCAGGCAACAAGUGAGGGACUGGAAUCGAGGGCUUAACGACGUCACGUCUUGCCUAGAGAUCUCUCGGACUUUGUUUUCAUAGUACGUACAUUUGAGAUUAAAAAUCCUUCACUUUAAAAGGCGUGAUUUCUGCAUUUAAUCUCUAAGAUUUUUGUUCGUUUCAUUGAAUAAGAAAAUGUUUGAACAAAAAUUGGAUUUUAAUUGUGGAUUUGUAUUUAGGAUCGUGUUUAAAGUACCGAAUAUGAGAAGUAUUUGUUUGUAAUGUUUUUGUAGUACAAAAUAUCGGAUCAUAGCUCUACGGUUAGAUAGACAAUCUUUGGUUGUAUGUAAUAUACUUUAUUUCAUCAUAGAAAUGGGGUAUAAUUUUUUUUAUCUUAUACCAUUAACUUUAAAUUCUAGGCUUGAGCUGUAAAUGUUUAGGUGAUUAAUUGAAUGGAGCUUUGCAUUCAGUGUAAUAAGCAAAUUGAUCCCGCAUUUAUCAUGGAAAUAAUAUACCUUGUGUGUUUUGAGAAAGGCAGCAAAAUGUCCAUUGUUUACAAUUAAAUUUGGUAGGUUACUGAUAUCGUUAAAGAGUAGUAGUAUAUAUUAAGUCCUAGUGUUUAACGGCCUUUUUGUCGUAUUUUUUUGUAAAAUUGUGUAUUUAACGGAAAUAAAUAAGUGUAAAUGGGA
Nematostella vectensis (starlet sea anemone) is the source of this 1764-nucleotide messenger RNA. RefSeq names its product synaptogyrin-3. The transcript is spliced from 3 exons. Gene Ontology annotation, cellular component: neuromuscular junction; synaptic vesicle membrane. Bases 48 to 698 code for a protein of 216 amino acids. The record is from RefSeq and is a predicted model, not a curated record. NCBI's taxonomy places the organism in Eukaryota, Metazoa, Cnidaria, Anthozoa, Actiniaria, Edwardsiidae.